AUGGAAGCAGAUCUCGAUGAGGAUUGGAGAACUUUCAGGGCCAAGUUGGUUUGGUCAGAGGGUGCGGUCGCAGAAACAGAAACCAGUUCAGAUGCCAUGAAGCAAGAAAAUUCGCUAUGGUUGCACCAGCUCCCCAUACCUGAGCGAGGCUGCUUGAUGCUGGCGAAUCCCAUGAAGUUUGGAGAUAGCCAGUCCUAUUUCUCGAAAUCCAUCAUCGUGCUGAUAGAAUACGGAGUCAUGGGAACAGUAGGCUUCAUCAACAACCGCCCGACUCCUCAUCUUGUUGGAGAGGUAAGCUUUGCGCAAACCCAUCGAGCAUUCUUGCACUGCCCUCUGUUCUUCGGGGGUCCAGUUGGAGAAACAGUGCAUGUGUUGCAUCGAGUGGCAACGGUCAAGGGAGCUCGAUUGAUUGUCCCUGGUCUCUAUCAUGGCGGCGACCUGGACCAUGCCGGCUCGCUCGUGGAAUCCGGGGAGGCGAAGCUUGAGGAUUUCCGCUUCUUCUACAAGCACUCGUCAUGGGGACCUGGGCAGCUGGAAGAUGAAGUGAAGCAGGAGGUGCGCCAUGAGUCAGCCUUCCAGUGCUCCUUGUCGGCUAAGAAGCACACUAGGUUUGGUUCCCAGCCGCUUGCUCGUCAGGAAUGA
This is a messenger RNA of Guillardia theta CCMP2712, 642 nucleotides long. RefSeq lists its product as hypothetical. Bases 1 to 642 code for a protein of 213 amino acids. The record is from RefSeq and is a predicted model, not a curated record. NCBI's taxonomy places the organism in Eukaryota, Cryptophyceae, Pyrenomonadales, Geminigeraceae. The transcript has 3 exons.